AAGGCUGACUUUUAAUUCUAGAGAGUUCCAUCCUUCAUUGUUGACUUGCCUCAUGAGCUUCGAACAUCAACUCUGACUUCUCUCCCUCUUUGUUGCAGAGCACUUUAAAAAAGAAAACCGUUUUGAAAUAGAAUUAUUUUUUUACCUUUGUGACUUAACUUUUCACUUUCUAACACUGUGGAUGAGUGUCACAUGAGUCUUUCUCCACCUGGACUGAAUUUAUCAACUGGCCUGACUCAUCUGUUCAUCUUCAGAUCAUCAUUAAGAACUGACACGUACUGUUAACCCUAGGAAACGUGCACAGGAGUAGUUUAUUAUGGUUCUCAAUGUACCGGGUCUGGUGGUGAUGGCAUUGUUCUACCUGCUGAUCUUGGGCACGGGCAUCUGGGCGUCCUUUCGCUCCAAGAAGGAGGAAAAGAAGUGCUCAGGAGAUGGCAUGGAGAUAACGCUACUGGCUGGACGAAACAUCAACUUGCUCGUCGGCAUCUUCACUCUUACUGCUACAUGGGUGGGUGGAGGCUUCAUUCUAGGUAUAGCUGAGGCGACGUACAAUCCAACACUGGGUGCAGUGUGGGCUCUCAUGCCUGUGCCCUAUGUCAUGACCUUCUUCUUAGGUGGGUUUUUCUUUGCCAGGCCUAUGAGGGAGAACAAUUAUGUGACAAUGAUGGACCCCUUCCAACAGAAGUAUGGGAACGUUCUGAGCAGUGCGCUGAUCCUUCCCGCACUGGUAGCCGAUGUCCUGUGGGUGGCACGCACACUCGUCAGCCUGGGUGGAACAAUGAGUGUGAUCCUGGACCUGUCCUACGUCUACUCCAUCAUCAUCUCGUCAGUGGUGGCCAUGAUCUAUACACUGCUGGGGGGGCUCUACUCUGUGGCCUACACAGACGUCAUCCAGCUCAUUCUCAUCUUUGUCAGUCUGUGGGUGUGUGUUCCUUUCCUGAUGACCAACCCUCACUCUUUGGACAUUUCACUGACGGCCUACAACCAGACCUUCCAGACUCCCUGGGUCGGCACGGUGGAGCUCGAUGAGGCCGGCAAGUGGUUUGAUGACUUCAUGCUGCUGGCUCUGGGUGGUCUGGCCUACCAGGCGUUCUACCAAAGAAUCCUGUCCGCCUCAUCUUACACCCAGGCUCAAGUGACCUGCUUCGCCUCUUCAGCUUUCUGCCUGGUGCUGGGUAUCCCUUCCAUUCUGGUUGGGGCUGUGGCUGCAUCUACAGACUGGAACUCAACUGACUAUGGAUUGCCCACCCCAUAUGAGCGCGACCAGGCAGGUUCCAUCCUCCCCAUUGCCCUGCAGUAUCUUACACCCCCCUACAUCUCCAUCAUCGGCAUUGGGGCAGUAGCGGCUGCCGUCAUGUCCUCCAUGGACUCAGCUCUUCUGUCCUCCGCCUCAUUGUUUUCCUCUAAUAUCUAUAAGAACAUCCUCAGGAAGCAGGCGUCUGACCGUGAGAUGCAGUGGGUGAUCCGUAUCUCGGUGGUGGUGGUGGGUAUGGCCGGCACUGCCCUCACCUUUCUGGACAGCAGCGUCCUGGUCUUCUGGCUGGUGGGCGUGGACAUGUCUUACACCAUCAUGUUCCCUCAGCUGGUCUGCGUCCUCUUCUUCAAGAUGUCGAAUGGCUACGGAGCCUCCGUGGGCUUCCUGAUGGGAAUCAUCUUAAGGUUCCUGAGCGGCGAGCCUCUCAUCGGCCUCCCACCUGCCAUCCAUUACCCCGGCUACCGGCUGAACAAAGAGGGAAAUUUAACCCAGUACUUUCCCUUCCGCACUGCCAUCAUGCUAAUGUCCCUAUUAUCUAUCCUGCUCUUCUCAUGGCUGGCGUCCAUAAUUUUCAACAAGGGUCUGCUGUCCGAAAAAUGGGAUAUGUUCAAGAUCAAACGCAAGGAGAAACCAACAGCCAGAGCUGCAGAUAGCAAGAAGACCAACUCUGCUAAUGAAGAAGCAUCUGCAGCCAAGCCGCUUCUGGACACCACUACCUGCUGAAGAGGCUCACAAAGACGGAGAGAAGAUGGGCACUGGCUAGAGGCAGACAUGUUUGUGUGUCUGCUCAGCAGGAGUUCACAGAGGGGGAACAACGACAAAGGCUAAACAUUAUGUACAGAGUCUGUGCAGUAUCACAGUGAAUAUGUGGCGAUGAAAUUUAGAUUAGCAGAGUGUGAUCUGAGCAAUCUAUUUCAUGAGUUGCUCAUUGUGUUCAACAGAGAAUACAGUUAAAAUAGGCUCCCAGGCUCAGUUAUGUUAGCAAACCAGCCAUUAGCCAGCAUAGCAUUUAGUGAAGAUGAUAACAUACAUAUAGCCCCGGCAUGAAAUGCUAGUGAUUGUAAGACUUUAAUUAGCUUUUAGCACUUAUUCAUUAGAUACUCCUCACUAAAACACACUUGUACAUUUGUACAGAUUUAUAUAAAUAUAUAUAUAUAUAUUAGAACCACAUUUUGAUGAAUUGAGAUACCUCAUCGACAGUCUUGAGUUCAGUUCCUAAAGACCAUUGCACUGUGGCAACACAAAAGACAAAAAAAGAAAGAAACAAUCAAUCCAAUAGAACGUACACAAUAGAUGAUAAAAUAGUUUACAAUUAAUUAAUUUGUCGUUAUUUAUUAGAUUUAGCAUUUGUUAAGAGAAACUGUGUCACAUUCCCUUUCCGAAAACAGUAACGCAACAAACCAUCUACUUCUUUCUUUACGGAAUAAUCAUUAAUCAACUAGUGUGGCCGGCAGGAAACGUUGUACUGUACUGCAAGUGCAUCUAGCUUCUCCCUCAUUGUGAACCUCUGUAAAUAAUUUACAGCUAUGUGCAGAAUGACAGUGCUCUCUUUCACACCAGAACAAAUAAAUGCUAUCCAAAGAACGAAUGAGAGCUCCGCACUGUUGCGUGGCACACUUGUGAAAGGCAUUGUUAUUGUUUAACCGUUUAUAUUAAUGUGACCUGAACUCUUCCUUUCUCUGGUUGAUCUGCUGCCUCGAGCUCGACUUAACAGCACCUGGAAUUCUUCUUGGCUUGCUAGUUAAUAUUAGAUCAUCAAUAUUCAAAUUAGUGCGUUAAUUUCAAUUAAUUAAUCACAGAAAAAAUAACACAACAAAAAAAUGGACACAGAUUAAACGCGCUCUUAGAUGCCCCUUUACCUUUACGUCACCGACGGGGCACGGCCACAGCAGCUCCCGGAUGUAACUGUUGAUGCUCCGUUCUGUGAGAUUCACUCAGCAAAGAAUGUUCGAACCAUCGGAGAACUUCAAGCCGAAAUAUAUAUAUAUAUAUAUAUCACCUCAACGCAAAGCACGUAGCAGC
Messenger RNA from Cottoperca gobio, 3277 nucleotides. Its product is annotated as high affinity choline transporter 1-like. The record is from RefSeq and is a predicted model, not a curated record. Gene Ontology annotation, biological process: choline transport; transmembrane transport; acetylcholine biosynthetic process. The transcript has 9 exons. Gene Ontology annotation, molecular function: choline:sodium symporter activity. Gene Ontology annotation, cellular component: plasma membrane. NCBI's taxonomy places the organism in Eukaryota, Metazoa, Chordata, Actinopteri, Perciformes, Bovichtidae. The coding region runs from base 317 to 1978 and encodes 553 amino acids.